Molecule: messenger RNA, 3478 nt
Organism: Medicago truncatula (barrel medic)
Lineage: Eukaryota; Viridiplantae; Streptophyta; Magnoliopsida; Fabales; Fabaceae
Product: F-box/kelch-repeat protein At3g23880
Exons: 2
Coding region: 290-1501 (403 amino acids)
Molecular function (GO): protein binding
Source: RefSeq, a predicted model, not a curated record
UCUCUCUCUUUCUCUCAAUAUUACCUGUAUAGGUGUGUUGGUGCUUUUUGUUUUGAAGAAAAAACAUCCAUUUCCUUCAUGUUCCAAGCCUUAUUUGAGAAAACUUCUUGAAUUACAAACCUUUGCCUCUCCUUUGUGAAGCUUUUGAUUGAGAAUUUAUUUCAGGUAAACUAAAUUAGGGCUCCUUUCUCAAUAUAUAAAAAACGUUAGGGUUUUUCCUCCAAAAAAAAAGGGUUAGGGUUUCUACUUUCUUCUACUAAUCCCAAUCACUUUGCGCUUUCAAUCGCCGAUGGAGUCAGUCGCUGCAAAAAAAAGAAAGGUGAGCACAACCUGUAUAUCUGAUGAUAUUGCCUUCUCUAUUCUAUCCAAAUUGCCUUUUAAAUCUAUUAAGCGAUUUGAAUGCGUUCGUAAAUCAUGGUCUCUGAUCUUAUCUGAAAACCCUCACUUCAUGAACAUGUUCUACAAGAAUCUUUUAUCUAAUUCUCACAGAUAUCCUUAUUACGAUGGAGCAUCUCUUCUUCUAAAGGAUUUAGAACUUGGUAAAGAAGUUUUCUAUUCUAUUUAUGGUGAAAGGUUUGAGAACAAAGUACAAUUAGAUUUCACAAAUCCAUUUGCAAACCGUUUCAAUUUUCGUAUUUUUGGUUUUGGUAGUAUUAAUGGCACACUUUGUCUCCAUCAAGAUGAUUAUAAUGGCAAAACUCUAUUGUGGAACCCAUCUACACAUGCAAUCAAGCUCAUUCCCCCCACUCCAUAUGAGUUAGUUGAGUCGUCUAUUGACGAAGAUGUUGAAGAUUUUGAUAGUAUAGAUGAUACAUCUUAUCUUCAUGGAUUUGGUUACGAUGAACUUAGAAAUGACUAUAAUGUCAUUUGUUAUGUAUCUAUUAUGGGUGAGCACGCUGGUUACGGUGAUAUGACUUUAGACCCGUUCUGGAAGAUAUAUAGCUUAAGAACUAACUCGUGGAGGAUACUUGAUGUUUUUGACAUGCCUUAUUCUUUGGCAUGUAUUGACGGCACUCAAGUCUACAUGAAUGGUGUGUGUCAUUGGUUGUGUGAAGAAGAAGAAGAUAGUCAGGAUGGACCAUGUUUGGUAUCAUUUUACUUGAGCAAUGAGAAAUUCUUCAUAACACCCGUUCCCUCAUACUUGGAUGAUUGUUUCGAUGUUCAAGCAUUGUGGAUAAACUUGGUGGUGUUAAACGGGGCCAUUGCGUUGAUCUCAUAUCAUGAAGAGACGACUAAUUUUCACAUAUCGAUUUUGGGUGAAUAUGGCAUUAAGGAAUCGUGGACCAAACUCUUCCUUGUUGGACCGUUGUCUUGCAUUGAGCGUCCUAUCGGAGUGGGGACAAAAGGAGAAAUAUUCGUCAUCAGAAAAGAUAAAGAGCUAGUUUGUAUUGAUUUAAGUACUCAAAUGAUUGUGGAGCUUGUUUACAAAGAAGUGAAUUCUAUUGAUAGGAUAGUAAUAUACAAGGAAAAUAUUCUUCCAAUUGGAGGAAUAAGUAAUUAGUUAUUUAUCCAGAAGUCCUAGCUCAACUGGCAAAAUGCCGAAAUUGUUAGGCCGGAUGUCAUGACCGGGGUUCGAACCCUGGUACCUCCACUUGUGUGUGUGAGUUUAUAAUGGCUUUGCCAUUUCGUCUAUCUAUCAAAAAAAAAAAAAGUAAUUAGUUAUUUUUCUUGUUUUCACGAGGAGCAAAAUGAUUGUGGUGAUUGGGAUAUUACCUUGUAUGCAAAGUGUCUUGUCUAGGAAUCCUGGAGAUUGCUUUAAUCGGUAGCGGGCCAUUAUCCUUGUAUCGUCGCUGAUGCUUAUGUGGUUCUGUUUUGGCUAAUCCAGGUCUGUUUUUCUGGUCUGCUGUUGCUGUCUUUCUGGUAUGUGGUUACUGUUUGGCAGUGGGGGUUCUGGAAGUUUCUUCGGUCGAUCCCACCGUUUUUCUGGGCAGCCUCCAGGCUUGUUUUUUGCGGCUUCCUUGUGGCCUGGCAAAGUUUACCGCUGUCGUGUUUUCUUCUGUUUGAUUGGUGGAUACAGUUAGAGUAUUUGCUUUUUUUUUUUGGUGUCGUCUGUUGCUUUUGGGGUUUGGCCUGUGGGCUAGUUGUUGGUGGUUUUUGUAUUGUUGUGUUUUUGGGGUUCGUCUUAGUCGAGAGACCCUUUUGGUUGUAUUGCUUUGUCAAUUUUAUUUUGAAUGUUUAAUCUGUUUCCAUUUGCAAACUUAUCUGAUUUCAAUAUCAAUGAAAAUAUUGAUCUUUUGACUUUAGUGAAUGACCUCCAGCAAUAUUCAUGCAACUAUGUUUAGUUUUCUGCUUUAUUUUUUCUUUUGUAUCCCAAACCAAAAUAAUAAACCUGCCCUGUUCAAGUUUAGUGGCUUAGUUCGAAUCAGUUAAUCUUCUUCAUAUACCUGUUGAUAGCUGCACAUGGUGGAUAUUUAAUACAGUAAAUUCCAAAAUCUUAUGACAUUGUGAAGUUGGUGGAAUGUAAUUUGCAACCAAGACAUUGUUUCCUUAAUUUGCCCGUCUUUCAUUUUUGUUUGGUCUGACUCCUCUAACGUAAGGGCCUAGACUACCACAAUGUGGUGAACCAUUGUUUGAAUCCCGGUUGGGAGAGGUACCCACAUUUAUUAUGCCGGAAGACCUCAAAUAGACCCUCUUUUGAACACAUCAUUGGAGCCAACUUCUGAUACAUGGCUUUUACUUAUUGACACAAAAUGAAUUAUUAACCUUAAAUCUAAAUGUUUUCUUUGUUGGGUGUUUGGUCUUUUACUCAGUUUAUGAUAUCUUUGUAGGAAAAGCACGAAUCACAUGCUUAUGAUAUUUUGCAUCAGGCCACUUUGUUGUUUUUCUGAAGAAUUGUAUGUGUACGCUCAAGCGUGCACGCAUACACACUCAGAGGAGUAGUCAAUAACUGAAAGAAUAUUGCCUUCUCAUUUCUGCGAUACAGAUCCAACCUAAAUGAUCCCAGCUGUUCCAAGCAAUGCCUCUGACAAUUUGUACUGCACACUUCAUGUGUUGUUCAUGGAGCAAUGACAGGUUACAUACAUACAUACAAGUGGACUUGUCAAUGGACAACAAACAUGUAUGUGAGUUCACUAAGCAUGGAAAUGUGUACUGCACACUUAUUUUCACAUUUGCUUGGUAAUAUUUAUCACAUUUUGGCUGCAAGAAUGGUACUCUUUUGGCCAACUCUCAUUGUUAUGCACAGAAUCACAUUGAGCAUCCUAUCAGAGUGGGGACGAAAGGAGAAAUAUUCUUCAUAAGAAAAUGCGAAGAACUGGUUAGGGAUAUUCUUCACCAAGAGGUAUGUGAAUGUGGUUAUUGGGAUAUUACCUUGUUUACCCUCUUUACUAUCUUCAAACUUAUUUGGUUUUUAUAUCAAGGAAAAGAAUGAUAUUUUGCCCUAACUAACCUCUUGUAUCAUGUAGAAAUAACUUGAUAAUCUAAUGAGCAGCAAAUCUCUCUUUGAAAUUCUAUUACAUUCUUCCAGAAAUUAUGUAUC